Chelmon rostratus (copperband butterflyfish) is the source of this 1967-nucleotide messenger RNA. RefSeq names its product OTU deubiquitinase 3 (gene otud3). Gene Ontology annotation, biological process: protein deubiquitination. Lineage: Eukaryota; Metazoa; Chordata; Actinopteri; Chaetodontiformes; Chaetodontidae. Gene Ontology annotation, molecular function: cysteine-type deubiquitinase activity. The transcript is spliced from 8 exons. The coding region runs from base 210 to 1286 and encodes 358 amino acids. The record is from RefSeq and is a predicted model, not a curated record.
GCGGAACCUCAGUUGUAAACAAAAACGGACAAUCAGUAUCCUCCUCUUCUGAGCCAAAAAAAUAAAAAAAACCAAACAUACAUUUGUCUUGCCGAACGCAACUUGUUAAAGGUUCCAGAUGUGUGGCAGUGGUUGAUGCAUGUGCCAGCUCAUUACUAUAAGGAGACAUACUUGGGUGUUGUUGGCCCGCAGAAACAGCCGUUGCCAAAAUGUCAAGGAAACAGACUCCGAAACCUGUACGGAGCAACAAGAAGAGUGAACUGGAACGCAAGAGGGAUGAGCGGGCAGCACGCCGGGCCAUCGUAAAGGACCGCAAGAACCGGCCUCAAGAUUGCGAGGAAGGAGCAGAGUUUGUCAGUUUCUCCAAUCAGCUCCAGGCGCUGGGGCUCAAACUGAGAGAAGUGCCUGGAGAUGGGAACUGCCUGUUCAGAGCUCUAGGCGACCAGUUAGAGGGUCACUCCCGGGGUCACCUGCGGCUUCGGCAGGAGACUGUUCAGUAUAUGAUGUCCCAUCGACAAGACUUUGAACCCUUUGUGGAGGAUGACGUGCCCUUCGCACAGCACUUGUCCAACCUCUCUCAGCCUGGUACGUUUGCUGGCAAUGACGCUAUUGUGGCUUUUGCUCGCAGUCAGCAGGUCAAAGUGGUCAUUCAUCAGCUCAACACGCCACUGUGGGAGAUAAAUGGUGCAGAGAAGCAGGUGUGCAGAGAGCUACACAUUGCCUACCGCUAUGGAGAUCAUUAUGAUAGUGUGAGGCGGACUGGAGAUAACUCUGAGAGUCCUGCUCAGCUCCGUAUUGAGAAUCUGCAGAAUUCACGAGGACAGCAGCGUGAGUUCGGGGACGGUCAGCGGGACAGACAGAAAAACCCAUCCCCCACAGCCUCAGAGGAGGACAACGUGAUCCUGAGCUCCAUCAAGAAUCGAGGAAUCCAGGGUGAUGAGGAGAACCUGCUCCAACUGAGUGCGGCAACCAUCAAUGCUGAAUGGCUUGUAGGCUCCAUGCUGGGCCAGUCCUGCCAGGGCCAGUGUGCUUCAGGUUCCUGCUCAGCCUGCAAAGCUGUGGCCACUGACUGCAGAGAGCAAAAACAGCCAGCAGAGGGCAGCAAUGUACAAAAACCAAAGGUAUCUAACAAACAGAGGAAAGAGCAGCAGCGGCAAGAGAAGAAGAAACGUCAGGAAGAGAGGCAUCGGCAGAAGUUUCUCCAGAGUAAAGGAAGUCAGGACCAGAACCAGAACCUGCCAGAGGCUGUCACUUUAGUACCAGCUCUCAACACUCUCAGUAUAUAGACUGGAGCAUGGCUAAAAUAACCUACUGCUACUCUAGCUACCGGUGGCUAACGCUAUCCACAACGUUUUGCACAUAGUCAGAUUUGAUUCAGUCACAGUGGAUGACAUUUCCUAAAGAGAACCCUAUAGUUACUUUGCAAAUGGUUCAACGGUGCCUGCAAACCUCUCUGAGAGGUGUGUGAAAGUUAUAAAAGACCAGAGGGUGAAAGAGCAUGACUUUCAGUGUUAUUGCUGGGUUUUGAUUCAGUUCAAUCCCUGGUUGGUGUUGGUGUAUGUAGAACUCCUUCGAUCAGGUCUACCUACUACGCUACCUAGCCCCUUUCUAUGCUGGACAUCUGGCUUUUCAUGACAACCAAUGUAGAUAAUCUUGUGCAGCUGGGCUUUUUGAUUUGCUACAGAUUUACUUAAGUUUGAGUUCAGACGUUCUGAUCAUUGUUUGUUUGAUCUGACCUAAGCAGGAAGUGAAAGGAAGAGCGGCAGAUGAGUGAUUGUUAUGCACAAUGUGUAAGGAAUGUGGCAAUAAAUAAUAAUAAAUGAUAAUUUUCUGUUUUUGUGUGCACCACCAGAUAAUAUAUUAUGUAUUAUCCAGGGUGACGUGUUUUUGUGACUCAUGUUUUUCAAACAAGAGAAACAUUAGUCUAAGUAAAUUCCUGACAUCUUCAUCAUUGUGACGUGUUUACA